This is a messenger RNA of Colletotrichum fioriniae, 936 nucleotides long. RefSeq lists its product as uncharacterized. Gene Ontology annotation, cellular component: membrane; COG complex. NCBI's taxonomy places the organism in Eukaryota, Fungi, Ascomycota, Sordariomycetes, Glomerellales, Glomerellaceae. The record is from RefSeq and is a predicted model, not a curated record. Gene Ontology annotation, biological process: intra-Golgi vesicle-mediated transport; Golgi organization; protein transport.
AUGGCCAAUCUCGGCAUCCAAUCGCCAACACGGCAAACGGCAGCCUUCCACCUCCCCUCCUCAUCCUCCUCCUCCGUCGCCUCCGGCUCCGGCUACGAAGACGACGACGCCCCGCUCCCUUUCCCCGCCGCCCUCCCGCGAUCCGACUUCCUCGCAACCGACUUCCACCCGGCAAACUACCUCUCCGCCCUCCCGCACCGGCACCAGACCCUCGACGACCUCAAAGCCGAGCUCCGCGAUCGCAGCGCCGCCAUCAGCGCCGAGCUGCUGGAGCUCGUCAACGGCAACUACACCGCCUUCUUAUCUCUUGGCAACGAGCUGCGCGGCGGCGAUGAGAGGGUCGAGAAUGUGCGUGUCGCCAUGCUCGGUUUCCGGAGGGCCGUGGAGGAGAUCAAGGGCAAAGUGAGGACGCGCGGAGAGGAGGUUCAGGGGUUGAGCGGGGAGUUGAGGGAGGUGAGGAGGGGAAUUGAAGCCGGGAGGAAGAUGCUUGAGUUGGAUGAGCGGGUGUCUUCGCUCGAGGAGCGGCUUGCGCUUGCAAGCUUACCGGGAAAAGCAAAAACGGGCGAUGGCGAGGGAGAGGAAGAGGAUGGUGGCUGGGACGCGGAUGACAGCGAGGAGUCUGAUGAGGAAGAGGAUGAUGAUGAUGAUGUGGGCGGCCUGGUGGGUAGCAGCCCUGCGAAGCUCGCGGGCUUCGCGCAAGAUUUCUGCAUCGUCGAAGCUCUUGCGGAUGCUAUUGGGCGGGAUGCCCCGUUCGUGGUCAAGGCUGAGGCUCGGAUGGUGAGGUGUCGGAACACAAUCCUUCUUGAUCUCGGCACGGCGAUGAAGGAAGCACGCAGGGCGGGUAAGAAGGGUCAGGCGAGGACGGUCAAGUACCUGGGCUUGUACGGAUUGCUUGACGCCCAGGCCGAAGCGAUCAGAGCUCUCAAGAGCAGUUGA